AUGUCGUCCGUAAAUUGGAAUGUCGAUUACCUGGUCAUCCGCCUGGUGGUCUGGACGGGGCUGUGGCUGGGCGUGUGGAUCGACGGCAUCGCGCACAGGAAGAGCCGCGGGCGGGGCUGGAAGCUGCACUGGGGGUUCAGGGGUGUGGUCACGGCCUACCUGGUGGCGGGUGCCCUGGGGCUGGACAUCGGCCUGAGAAUGGACAAGGGGUCCCUGCAGAUAAAGGGGCUGGGCAGCGACGGGCCAUUCAUGGCGUACAUUUUCUUCAGAGACGUGGCGGACGCGGUGUUCAUGCUUCUCAUAAGCUUGGUGGCAUCGGGCUCUUGCAUAACAAGGAAUACAAUGGGGCCGAACAGAAAAGGCCAGCUGAGGAUAGUUGUGCUGCCCAUCGUGUAUGGCAUCACGUCUCUGAUGAUGGACUAUGUUCGUGUCACUGACUGCCCUGAGAUCGUGGCAAGGACAGCAGUUUCUGCACUGCAACCGGGGACAGAGUGUAACCAGGCCCUCGCGAAGACUGUGAUCGCAUCGGUUGUCUGGAAUAUGGUGUUUGUAUUCUCUUGGGUGUACGUCGUUGAGAGCUUGGCUCUAGAAAUCAAGAUCAUGAAGGAUGAUUUGGAGGGAGCACGUCCCACCACCAACCCACCAGAGGUCAGUGAUGGGGCUUACCCACCCUCGCAACAAGCUGGUGAGAGGGCUGCCGAUGGCAGCGAUCCGAAGCCUCAGGUCAUCCUUGGAGACGAUGAGCAAGGCACAGCACCCAAGACGGUUGAGAAUGCGUUCACGAUGGAGGGAAAACUGAGGCUGCUGAGCAGAUUCUACAGAUUCCUCAUGAUCUACAUCUUUGCAGCUUUGUUUGUCCACUUGCUUCCUCUUGGGGGCUACAAAGAGCCUAUUAAGUCUUGGACAGAGACCCUGGAUGUGCUGCACAACUUGGUCUUGUUCAUCUGUGUUACGUUCUUAAGGCCACUGGAUGACAAUCCCUACCUGCGGCUCGAAGAAGAUGGUGUAUUGGACACCGACACCAUAGUCACGACGGAGCUUGGGGUGAUCGCCAUGGAAGAGAAUCUGCCGCUUCUCACAACAGCGAGCUCUCGUCCAGCUUGA
Ostreobium quekettii is the source of this 1104-nucleotide messenger RNA. NCBI's taxonomy places the organism in Eukaryota, Viridiplantae, Chlorophyta, Ulvophyceae, Bryopsidales, Ostreobiaceae. The record is from the annotation of a GenBank genome assembly.